Molecule: messenger RNA, 3539 nt
Organism: Dermatophagoides pteronyssinus (European house dust mite)
Lineage: Eukaryota; Metazoa; Arthropoda; Arachnida; Sarcoptiformes; Pyroglyphidae
Gene: Prp5
Product: pre-mRNA processing factor 5
Molecular function (GO): nucleic acid binding; RNA helicase activity; ATP binding
Source: RefSeq, a predicted model, not a curated record
AAAAAACAACAAUGCCGGCUGAUUGUUUUUUUCAUGACAUCAUUGCCAAUUUCUUUUGAUUUAUUCCAUUAUUCAUUUGAUUAUUUUGGAUCGAAAUAACAAUGGGACGACAUUGGGAUAGUAAACGUUCCAGGAGUCGAUCGCCAUCGAAAUCUACAUCUUCGUCUUCGGUUCGAUCUUCAAAUCAUCGUGAUCGUGAUUAUAAAAGUCGUUCAUCAUCACAUCGUUACGAAUCAUCAAAAUUCUCAUCUUCGCGAAGAGAUAAAGAUCAUCAUUCAUCAUCUCGUCAUCGUUCUAGAUCUCGAUCACCGGAACGCCAUCGUGAUCAUCAUCAUCGUUCACGAUCACCAUCACAUCAUAAAUCAAAACGAUCAUCAAAAUCACCUGAACGUGUUAAUCGAGAACGUGUUGAAGAUAUUAUUGGUCAGGAUAUCAAUUAUAAAAAUUUUGAUAUGGAUGAACAACAGAAACGUUUAGAAAAGAUUAUGCAAGAACGUCGUGAACGUAUAGAAAAAUGGCGCCAACAGCAAAAACUUGGAGAAUCAUCGCAGAUUAAUACAAAUGAAACGUCUGCUAAUGAUCAGGAAAAUGAUAGUGAAAAUGUCGCUGCAGCUGUUGUUCCUGUUAAUGAUAUUGAAAUUAAAAAGGAAGAUGAACCAAAAAAGACUUGGACAUUGGAUGAUGAAAAUGAUGAUGAUGAAGAUGAUGAAAAUGUUGAUAAUGUGGAUGAAACUGUCGAAGUCGACGAAGAAAAUUUUCAGAAUCCUACAGCAACUAAAAUUGAAACUGAAGAUAAAAUUGAAGAAGUUGUUAAAGUUAAUAAAGAAGAAAAAUCUGUACCUAAAGAGGAUGAAGCGAAUUCCACAUCGAUAGAAAAAAUGGAAAUCGAACAGCAAGAACAAGCACCAGACUCUCAAGAAAAACAAAAACAACAAGAUGUUAAUGAAAAUAAUGUUGACAAUGCUGAUGCUGAGGAUGAUGAUGAUGAUAUUGAUCCAUUAGAUGCUUAUAUGCAAGGAAUUCAGGAAGAAGUAAAAAAAUAUCGACAACAAACAGUUCAUGCUAAUAAACGAAAUGAUAAAGUUACUGUUGUUGUUGGUGUAGCUAAGCAAAAAUCCACUCAAAAGAAAGGUGAAUUAAUUGAACAGAAUCAAGAUGCUAUGGAAUAUUCAUCUGGCGAUGAAAUUAGCCAAAAUGAUGAAUUAGCCAAUGCAAUGGAUAAUUUACAAGCUAAAGUUAAACAGAAAAAAUUGAUGACCAUUUCAAAAGAAGAUAUUACAUAUGUUAAGUUUCGUAAAAAUUUCUACAUAGAAGUACCUGAAAUUACCAAAAUGACUGAUGAAGAAGUCAACGAAUAUAAAACAAAAAUGGAAGGAAUAAAAACCAAAGGUAAAGGUUGUCCACGACCAAUAAAAUCAUGGGCACAAUGUGGUACAAGUAAAAAAGUAUUAGAAGUUUUAAAACGAAACAAUUAUGAAAAACCAACUCCGAUUCAAUGUCAAGCAAUACCGGCCAUAAUGUCUGGACGUGAUUUGAUUGGCAUAGCAAAAACUGGCUCAGGAAAAACAUUGGCAUUUCUAUUACCAAUGUUCCGACAUAUCAUGGAUCAGCCACCAUUGGAAUCUGGCGAUGGUCCAAUAUCUGUGAUUAUGACUCCAACACGUGAGCUUGCAACACAAAUUUAUUCGGAAUGUAGAAAAUUUGCCAAACCAUUAGGUUUGAGAGUUGUAGCCGUAUAUGGUGGCACACCAAUUUCCGAACAAAUUGGCGACCUAAAACCUGGUGCCGAAAUUGUUGUUUGUACGCCUGGACGAAUGAUCGAUAUGUUAGCAGCAAAUAAUGGUCGCGUCACAAAUCUUCGUCGUUGUACGUAUGUUGUAUUGGAUGAAGCUGAUCGAAUGUUCGAUAUGGGAUUCGAACCACAGGUUAUGCGAAUCAUCGAUGGGAUACGACCUGAUCGACAAACAGUAAUGUUUUCAGCUACAUUUCCGAGAAUAAUGGAAGCACUGGCACGUAGAAUAUUGGACAAACCGAUUGAAGUUCAAGUCGGUGGUAGAUCUGUUGUAUGUAAAGAAGUUCAACAGGAAGUUAUUGUUAUUAAUGAAGAUGAUAAAUUUUUAAAAUUGCUGCAAAUUCUUGGAAAAUUUUCAAGUGAAGGAAGCGCCAUUGUUUUUGUUGACAAACAAGAACAUGCAGAUAUGUUAUUGAAGGAAUUAAUGCAUGCAUCAUAUACUUGUUUAGCAUUACAUGGUGGUAUCGAUCAAAAUGAUCGUGAUUCUACCAUUGCUGAUUUCAAAAAUGGACGUGUUAAUGUUUUGGUUGCAACAUCAGUAGCAGCGCGAGGUUUAGAUGUGAAACAUUGUAUUGUUGUUAUCAAUUAUGAUUGUCCAAAUCAUUAUGAAGAUUAUGUACAUCGUUGUGGUCGUACUGGUCGUGCAGGAAACAACGGCUAUGCAUAUACAUUCAUAACACCGGAACAAGGUCGCUAUUCAAAUGAUCUAAUUAAAGCCUUAACUUCAAGUGGAAAUACGAUACCGGAAAGUUUACAAAAAUUAUUUGAUGAUUAUAAAAGUGAACAAGAAAUGAUGGGUAAAAAAGUAAAAUCAUCAUCUGGUUUUACUGGUAAAGGUUUUAAAUUCGAUGAAGCUGAAGCAAUCCAGGCAGCUGAAAAGAAAAAAUUCCAAAAAGCAGCACUUGGUCUUCAAGAUUCGGAUGACGAAGACCCUGAAGAAGAUAUUGAUCAAGAGAUUGAAAGUAUGUUAGCACCAAAAAAGAAGACAAUCAUGCAACCAUUAAUACCUACGGGAGAGAAAACAUUAUCGGAAAAAUUAGAAUUAGCCAAACAAUUGGCAUCGAAAAUAUCAAUGACAAAAACACCGGUAAUGAAUCCUAUUGUUACGAAUAAACCAUCAGCAACUGCUCAUACUGAAGCAAUAUUAAAAGGUGAUGCAUUUUCAUUGGGUGAUAUUGCUAGUGCUGUGACAGCCAAAUCUAUUGCCGAACAACGUGCUGAACUUAUCAAUGCUAAACUCAAUUAUAUACCCAAAGAUUUUGAAUAUAAUGAUGAUGGUGAAAUUAUCAAACGAGACGAUGAUGAUCUAUUUGCACAAACAUUAGCACAACGUUAUGAAGAAGAAUUGGAAAUAAAUGAAUUUCCACAGCAAGCACGUUGGCGUGUAACUAGUAAAGAAGCUAUUGCUAUGAUUAGUGAAUAUUCUGAAGCCGGUAUUACUGUUCGUGGUACAUAUUUUCCACCUGGUAAAGAACCUAAAGUUGAAUUAGGUGAACGAAAAUUAUAUCUAGCCAUUGAAGGUGUAAGUGAACGUUCCGUUAGUAAAGCUAAAAGUGAAAUUAUUCGUCUUAUCAAAGAAGAAUUAAUUAAAUUGAAUAAUACAUCAUAUUUGAAUAAAAGCCGAUAUCGUGUUGUUUAAUAUAUUUUGGAUGGAUCCGAAAAUAUUCCGCUUUCAUAUAAUCGUCAAAUUUUUUACACUGCUCAUUUUUGUAUAAUAACAUCGAAAACAUUGUCUUUGCAUGAAAAU